UCCUGUGUACCGCGGCUUUAUUAUCGAGAGCGUGACGACGGAAAACGGAGCGGAAUGGCCAAUAGGUGGUGGACGGUGCGAUACGUAGAUAACCCCGCGAUACCCAUUACUCCAUCCCCGAAUCUCAAGCUCAAAUUCGCCCUCCACGCCGCUCCUCUCUCUCUCCCUCCGUCUCGCGGCAUCUCUGGAUGCUCGAGAUGUCUUGAGAAAGAGCUCCUGAAUCACUGUCCCGAUCCUUUCAACAUUCGCCCCUCUCGCCUUUUUAAUGGCGCCCCUCGUCAGAAUCGAGGCGAUCAAGCCCGUCCCUCCGUCGCUCGCCGCUCUCUGCGCCUGCCCGUGUCGACCCUUUGCCGGGAACGCCCUGGUUCUGGCGCGUCCUUCGUCAAAAUUCAAUCUUGGGUUGCUGUUACAUGGGCCCAAGAGCGUGGUUCGGAUGCGAUUGCGCGGGGUCUCGGGCCGCCGGCGCAUCGUUGCGGCCAUGGCGCGCACCGAGCAGGACCGGGUCGGCGAGAGCGAUGCCCAUCAGACGAAGGCCAUCAAUCUUCACCGCGGGGAGAGACUGAUAUGGAGACUCAACAGAAAGCAAGUCAGUUAAGAAAGAGGAUUGUUUUUGGACUUGGAAUUGGUAUUUCUGUUGGCGGUGUUGUAUUGGCGGGAGGAUGGGUGUUUACCGUGGCUUUGGCGUCUACUGUUUUUGCCGGUUCACGCGAGUAUUUUGAGUUGGUUAGGAGUCGUGGAAUUGCAGCUGGAAUGACACCCCCUCCUCGAUAUGUGUCCCGAGUUUGCUCGGUCAUUUGUGCCCUGAUGCCAAUACUUACCUUAUACUUUGGUCUAGACGUUUCUGUGACAUCUGCCGCCUUCCUUGUUGCCAUAGCAUUGCUUCUACAGAGAGGAAAUCCGCGAUUCUCCCAGCUCAGCAGUACAAUAUUUGGUCUAUUUUAUUGUGGAUAUCUUCCUUGUUUUUGGGUGAAGCUUCGAUGUGGUCUAGCAGCACCAGCACUUCAUACUAGAAUAGGAGCAGCAUGGCCCAUCCUUCUAGGAGGCCAGGCUCAUUGGACUGUGGGCCUUGUGGCAGCGUUGAUGUCAAUAAGUAGCAUAAUUGCAGCAGACACAUAUGCGUUUCUUGGUGGCAAAGCAUUUGGAAGGACACCACUUACUAGUAUUAGUCCCAAGAAGACAUGGGAGGGAACUGUUGUAGGCUUGGGUGGCUGUAUAGCUACUUCCGUCAUCUUGUCAAGGAUAUUUUGUUGGCCGUCAUCUUUGCUGAGUGCAAUAGCAUUGGGGUUCUUGAACUUUUUUGGGUCUGUUUUUGGAGAUCUUACCGAAUCCAUGAUCAAACGUGACGCAGGGGUCAAAGACUCGGGUUCCCUUAUACCUGGACAUGGGGGAAUAUUGGACAGAGUAGAUAGCUACAUAUUCACGGGUGCACUCAUGUACUCUUUUGUCAAAACCAUCCUACCUCUGUAUGGAGUUUGACAUCGGAAGAAUGAGCAAUAAAAAGUGGGGAUACGCUGUGUAAUUCUGGGGUUGUUGUAAGAUGGGACUUCGGGCCAGCCAAGCAGGCACAGAUUGUUUUUGGACAAGAGAAUGAAGAAGAUAGCCCUGUACGUACUCUUUAACUCGAAAUGGCAGCUGAGAUUUUGAAGCAUACUCUGUUUUCAGUGUUAAAGGUAUAGUUCAAAUAACCGUAUAUCACUGUUAAUCUUCAAGAAGAGCUGUCAUUGGUCAAUUCAAUGGAUGAGAAGCUGCUUCCGAAAAAUUGUCGUUUCUUUCUUUUCCUUGGUUUUUUUGGUGUUGGUAGGUCUUCCAUUUUAAUAACUGGAUGAUCAAUAAUUUCGGCCGCAAGGUUAAUCAUCUUAAUUUUUUGCGUGCCCGUUUGCUUCUCAUGCUGCCUGGGGUUCUUUAGCUUAAAGAAUCAAGUUUUAGGAAGAUUUUUCUAUGGAUAUAUCUUCAUUAUGCUUUGACUUUGAUUUUUCUUGUAGAGAGCGGAGUUUCAGCCCCCACUUGGCAUGAUUUUUUGGAACCUGACUUUUGUCCUAGCUGAAGUUUCAUAUGCUGUAUUUUGGCUC
Syzygium oleosum is the source of this 2069-nucleotide messenger RNA. Its product is annotated as phosphatidate cytidylyltransferase 4, chloroplastic-like. Gene Ontology annotation, molecular function: transferase activity, transferring phosphorus-containing groups. Bases 55 to 1476 code for a protein of 473 amino acids. Gene Ontology annotation, cellular component: membrane. The record is from RefSeq and is a predicted model, not a curated record. NCBI's taxonomy places the organism in Eukaryota, Viridiplantae, Streptophyta, Magnoliopsida, Myrtales, Myrtaceae. The transcript has 7 exons.